Molecule: messenger RNA, 818 nt
Organism: Arachis ipaensis
Lineage: Eukaryota; Viridiplantae; Streptophyta; Magnoliopsida; Fabales; Fabaceae
Source: RefSeq, a predicted model, not a curated record
GUUGUUACCACUGUCUCCGGUAUGAAGUACGAUAUCAAAAGGUUGUCAGAUGCCCUCUCCCGACACGAUGAGGUGGUUUUGGAGAUCAGAGAUGCGAUCAGAGAACUGGCGGCCGACAAACCCUUUAUGUAGGUAACUGCACCUUCUAAGGGCACUUGCGACAGUUGCAAGUGUUGCCAAAUGAGAAACCGGUCAGAAACUGGCGUAACGUUAGUGAGAAGUCAGAAACCCGCAAAGCGACCUCGAACGGUCAAAAUCCAGAAACCGCACGCCGCAACAAACUGACCAGUUAUCGACACCACCUUCAGUGUUGACCACAUUCCGUGUAGCACGAGGAGAAAGAAGAAGCCGAUGUUGCGAUUCCUCUCAAGUCCUACGACAUCACCCGCAAAGCCCUCACCUGAAGUGGUGGAUUUAACCGCCGACACCGACGGAGACACGCCUGCAUUGAACACGGAGGCUAACGUAGAAUGUGUGGGUUAUGGAGUUGUUGGACGGCAUAGGUGCAACGCCCGGCCCCCUGCUCCUGACGACGUGGUCCACUUAGGCAGUCUGCUGAGUAUGAAGGUUGAGCGAAUCCCACAGAUUAUGGACCUGGUCUUCCAUCCGAAGGAUGGGAUGAAUUUGUCCAAGCUGGAGUUAGCCGUAGCAACGUACAUCUUUAGCAGAGACCUUCCACAUAUGUACAUAACACUACCCACUGGUGCACGAUUUCCUACGCGACUUGUGCAUAGGCAAGGUCAUGAUAUGAAUUUAAUGUGCUAGAGUUCGAGAAGUCAAACUUACUCAUAAUAAAAAUGAAACAAACAGAUGAACAA